CUUGAUGAGAGGAGUUGAGGGCUUUGACUUUAUAAUUGUUUUGGUUGGAAAUUAUAUGCAUCUUGUGAGUAGGUGCCAUUGUUUCUGUGAUGACUAUCUUGUCUAAUUAUCCUUGGAAACUGCUUUGAAAAAAAAAAAAAGUCAAAUGUUUCGUGGCCUUUGUUACUUGAGUAAGUAUGCUCUUAGGGGUGUCUCUUCACCUAGUGCCCUAAAGCCAACUGGUUUGGGAGUCAUUGGCAAAAAGCUCGUUAUAUGGGUAACUUAGAAAGCCUAAAGAAACUUGACAAGAAAAGAAAAGAAAAAAAGAAAAGGAAUAAGCCAGCACACAAAAAAAUUUGAAUUUCUACUCCAAUGUUUCUAAGUGCUUAGUAACUGAAGGUUAGGUAUGCGACCCAUAUCAGCUUUCACGUCAAACGGUAACUUGAAAUAUGAGUAUGCAAAGCACUUUGAAUUUAUGACUUAUUGAGUAACCAGGUGCUUUCAUCACAAAUGUUAGUAUUCGCGUCAAAAGAUAAGUGAUAGCUCAAGGAAGAUUGUGAUGUAUGGCUAGAAAAAAAAAGAAGAAAAGAGAAAAAGAAUAGAAAGAAAAAAAGAAAAAGAAAAAGAAAAAAGGGAUAAUUACAUGGUAUAUUGUUACAUGUUUUAGUGGUGCUUAUUGCAAGUUUGCAUGGGUUUAUUUAAAGAUGAGCAUGGAUAUGAAAGUGAUAGUCAUUGACUCCCUUGCUUGGUAUUACUGGAAUUUGAACUAAAAAUCAAGUUGAAUGUUGAUGCUCCUUGUGUUAUCUGUGUGGGGAAGAAUGUACAUGAGUUCUGUUUUUUUUAGCUUUCUUUUGCUUGAGGACAAGCAAGAAUUUAAGUUUGGGGGUAUUUGAUGAGUUUAAUUUUUAUAUGCAUUUAUCUACCUUUUUUGAGCCUAGAAUUAAAUUUUAUGGGUUUUUUGUAACUUAGUUUCACCCUUUUUUAUAUUAAAUUCAUUAUUUGUGAGUGGAAAUUAAGAUAGGAAUUAAUUUUGUAAUAAGUGACAAUUUGCACAUGCUGUAGUAAUUUAACCAUAUCUUUUUCUCUAGGUAUCAGAUUGAGAUGAUUCUUUAGGCGUUGGAAAGCUAAGAGGCAGAGCUACAAUUGAUGUUUUAUGAGCUUAACCCAGUUCUAGCUGUAUCAAUACAUAUUUUUGGUUGAA
Rubroshorea leprosula is the source of this 1180-nucleotide messenger RNA. The record is from the annotation of a GenBank genome assembly. Lineage: Eukaryota; Viridiplantae; Streptophyta; Magnoliopsida; Malvales; Dipterocarpaceae.